Messenger RNA from Triplophysa rosa, 6596 nucleotides. RefSeq names its product coiled-coil serine-rich protein 2a (gene ccser2a). Bases 693 to 3680 code for a protein of 995 amino acids. The record is from RefSeq and is a predicted model, not a curated record. Gene Ontology annotation, molecular function: microtubule binding. Gene Ontology annotation, cellular component: microtubule cytoskeleton. The transcript has 11 exons. NCBI's taxonomy places the organism in Eukaryota, Metazoa, Chordata, Actinopteri, Cypriniformes, Nemacheilidae. Gene Ontology annotation, biological process: microtubule bundle formation.
GAGAGAUCUCGCGAGGGGGGGUCGACAGCUCUGUUGUAGCCCCGGGCCAAAAGAUGAGAGCACACAUUUCCUAUAUAGCAGCUCAGAAUAGAGGCAAACUACCGCCCUGCUGUAAGGCUUACGAACAAAACGUAUGUGUUUUGCGUUUUCAUAUGCGCGUUCACGCAACCGCGCGAGUGAAGCACAGGUGCUGAUGGGAGACGAAACUGGAAUAAAAGACGAUCAUCGUAAACAUCACAAUGGACUCUGACUUUACAGCAUCACUGUAAUAUCAAUGAUUGUGCUUUUAAAAUCAUUGCCUUGCUAUAAAGAUGCUUUAUGAAGCUGGAUAUCGCCAUGCGGCCGUAAACAGCACGCGAACGCUAUACAUCUCGAUCCUAGAAUAGGAAUGCAAUAAAACUUUCGGACGAUAGUUUGUGUUGGUAGUAAAAAGUCUCAGUCGACGUUGUGAUAUUGGAUUCUUUUCUUACAUUUCUGGGUUGUUUUAGUAACUUUAACUUUACUGUUUCAUAAUUUGAUAUAUUGUGUAACGUAGGUGUAAUGUGGCUUGUUUAAUAAGCAUUUAAAGUUGACGUUGAACUCGUCAGUCUGAAGCUCCUCAUCUCUUGACAUUGACCCCAUGGGUAGACUCGGCUGAUUUCAUCUAACAGGUCUCUGUAUAUUUGGUCCAUCCAUGAUUCUGCUAUUUGCUGAUGGAACAGAAGAUUCUCAGUAAGUCUCCCAUGGUGUCCAGACUACCAAAAUUCGGUGCCCGCCCAGUCAAUGGCACCCCCUCACCCCUUCCCAAUGGGACAACCCAGACUGCACCCGUACAGGAAGUCAAAAGUCCCCCUGCUAAGCCAAAUGGAUUGAUCAGAGCCUCUUCCUUUUCUAUGAAAUGGAGAAAGGAGAGUGGUGGGACAGUGGACCCUACAAGCCCUGAUGAGAGUCGUCCGCCCGAGGAGAAGAGAGACAUCCGUUCCCUGCAUUCUCCAGCAAACAGGGAGUUAAAAAGCCCUUCUGUUUGCUCAACCAAAAUACACGGGUCUGCCUCCUCUUUUUCAACUGGAAGCCCCAAACCUGUACCCAAGUCAAUUCCAAGUCCUAAACCAAAGCCCCAAAACUCUCGGAUCACAACAACCGCCAACACUCUGGACUUAACCCAAAAAAACUCAUGCUCCAAGCCAACUCAAAAUGGAACAUUUCCUGUGGGGUCAGCCCCUGGGCGGAUGGUUUCUUCAGGACUCCAGCGACCCAGAGCACACUCUGGAUCUCAUGGAAGUAGCUCCAGGGAUAGCCUGUCCCAUUCCAAUGACAGCCUGUCACGGCAGUCUAUCGUGCCUGACUAUAUGGUGCGUUCUCAAAGCUUCACUCAUUUUAAGCAGCUACCCUCACCAACCAAUGCACCCAUGAUACGGUCCUUCUCUUUCAACAAGGCUGUGGAGUUAGCAAAACCGCUGGCUAAUACACAGCUACGCCCUCCACGAACGUUUGGUCUCAAAUCUCCCCAAAGCCUUGGCAAAGGCCGACUGGCACUCGGUUUAGGGGGGUUGCGGUUUAGAAAGGGGCUUUCAGACCAACUCCCAGCUGCUGCUACUUCGCCAGACAGCUUUACACCCCCUAAUGUCAUAAAAAGACCUCUUCUACCCAACUCUGUGUUGACAAAGCCCUCAUUACAGGCUUGCAGGCUUAAUCGACCAGUUGCUGCCAAAUCACAGUGCCCUCUAGUGGUUGGGAGGACACUUGUAGUGAAUGACGUUAUAACCCCUCCACUUACCCCAGAGCCGCCCCACUGUGCCAUGAAGAGUGCAUCAGCUCAUGCAGAUUCCCCAGAGGAGGUCUUGACCGAGCAGGGGCUGGAUGGGAACCUCCGAUGCAAAGGGGAGGGCCCAGAGGACAUGUCUCUCUCCUCUGCAUCCUCUCUGGAGAGGAACGACACCAGUGAGGAGUUCCUUGAUGACUUUGACGACCUAGGGGACCAAUCACAGAAUGGGAUCUCGCAUAACAAAAGUCUUGGGGCCACAUCCACCCAGACACGCCUUCAGAACUUCUUAAAUGAGACCAUGGAAUGGACUGGGAUUGGUCUGGGAGGUGGUAAGGCAGAUCUCAGGGCUGGACCACCUCAUGGGCCGUCACUCACAUCCCCUGAUGUAGAUUGUCUUGCAGCUUCUUCUCUGGAGCUGUCACCCUCGAACAGCUCCGGGGGAACGUACAUGUGGGAUGAGGAGGGAAUGGAACCGCUGGGACACAACACGCACAUGCACCGUUGCAGCAGCUAUGAGUCAGACCUCAACAGCAUUGACAUUCUCAACAACUUAGAUUACACUGGGUCAUGUGACCUGGAGGAAGAUGACCUCAUGCUUGAUGUGGAUCUGCCAGAAGACGGGGCAUUGCACAGUGAUGGAAUGGCCCACUCUGAGCGCUCUGAGAGGGGGGGCCGGCCGGCUCACUGGAGGAGGAGACAGCAGAGAUGGAGUGGAAUGGAUCAUGCUCAAAAUGACAACAGACUGUCUGGGUUGCAUUACGACGGCUGUCGAACGGUCCACCGGCCUCUGAAUCCCUCGAUUCAUCGUGACGGCCACGCGGCGGCGCUGGACGAGCUCGUUCUCAAACACAUGGCUGAUGACUGCACCUCUGUCAAAUCACAGCUGCUAAAACUUCACAGUCUUCUGCAGAUGGAUGACGGUGAGAUAACGCCGGAGAUUCUGGACACCAGCGAAGAUGACCGUAAAGCCCAGCAGAUGGAGGAGAUGAUGAAGGAGGUGGCGUAUCUCAGGGAAGAGCUGAAAAAGAAAGAUAAAAUCAUCACUCAGCUCACACACCAACAGCAACAGGAAUCUUCGGUGAGAUGUCAGUGUCUUCAUCAAAAGUGUGGGGUCAAAGGUGAGAGAAGAAAACAUCACGAUAAAUCCACUCAGACGGCGUGGCGGCCGCCCCAUCAUCACCACGCUCCUCAAAUACUUCAGCCCAUCAGCCACAUCCCCAACGACUCCCUCAUCCAGGGAAGAGUAGCAAGAACAGCCCCCACCGGGGACCGCAGUGAUGCCUGCACUCCAGGGGAGAGGUCUCCCGCCUCCCGUUUUCCCGCCCCCUGUACUACUGUAGUUCCUUCUCCUGCUCCCAGAACGGCUGGAGUCCCUCACAAGCAGUCGAGAUCUCUUCCUGACCCGGAGGAGCUGAGCCAGUUGCUUAGCACCCACCUUCGCAUCCAAGACAACCUUGAGAGUGACUCACAGCAGAACGGAGAACAUAUUGUAAAACCAACCCCACAUAACCAACACAACAAAGUCCAGCGUACGGCCCUGACUUUCUUUAGCCCUCGUGUCCUGCAGGGUCCUCGCCUGCACAGGCGGUUCACUCUCUCUGCUCUGCCUCAAGGGGGCAGUACAGAGGCAAACCCAAAGCUUGCACCCAAUGCAAUGAAUGCGAAGCAGCUCCCUCCUCCGACCAGAGGUUUACCAUGCGUCAGUUCAGGGAAUCGAGAUAGGUCUCUGGGCGUGUUGUCCCAGCCUGGGCCACCAGUGGUUAGAAGAGAGACUGUCCCCAACCUAGGGGGUGGUAGUGAGGCAAAGCCUGGAUCCACGUUGAACCACAGUGCCAAGCCGCUUCCUCCUCCAUACAGAGGUUUACAGUGUGUCGGUUCAGCUCACAAUGAGACUCUGGGUGUGCUGUCCUAUGUUAAAAAAAGAGACCCCCAAUGAAGGAAACUAGGCUUCAGUUCUGCUCGGUGUCUCUGCAAGACUUGCAAAGCCAAAGAUCCACAGAGCGUAAGCUGCAGCCACAGACACAGAUCAGGCUACCUCCCUAAAUGCAUGCACACAGAUGCUGCUUGCACUAGACAGUGUUUUUUAGUGGCUAGGCUCACAGGACAAUAAUAAAUAGAUUGUCUAAGCUAAACGAAGCAACUAAGCUAUGCAUCUAACUAUGCAACAAAGCCGUGUCACAAUCAGUGCUUCUAUCGCACACAGUUGAUCUUUUAGCCAGUGUCCUUAUGUUAAGCUGAGGUCAUUGAUCAUCUGUCAUUCCAUAACCCCUGAGUAACCUUUGCCACUCACGGUAACUUCAUACUGUACGUUUUUUUGAUCCUCUGUUACUCCCAAUGAAAAGAUUGGAGAAGAAUAUGACAGACUGCAUAUAAUACAGUAGACUUUAUUUUUCUUCAUAUUUAAACAAAUUGUAGGUGACAUGAGUACAGUGCUAUGCUGCCUGUGAAGCUCAUUUGAGACCCUCCGUGUCUUGAUAUUUUCCCCAGCGGCAUGUCCUGUGGACACCUGCGGGGAUUUGGCUCUCACGUUUAGUGGGUGUUUGUGACAUUUACAUCACCAAGCUCCCCACGUCAUCGCCUAGAAAACAUAUUAUUGUUUGUGUCCGGGAGCUUUUUUGAAGGAUGAAUAGACUCAGUCUAUCACGUCAAUCAAUUCACGCCUGUUCUUUCGGUACCCCAGAAAAAUCCGCCAGCUUUCGGGUCGUUUUUUUUCACUGUGGUUUGAGUCAUUGUGGUUUUAAUUAGACCCAUGCCUCCUGUAUUGAUGAAGUUUUUUUUCUUUAUUAUGAAUUGUGCUUGAGGCAGAAACUUGCAUUUUUCCCUAUUGCGUACGUACUGUAAUAAUGCUUCUUAAUUAUUUAAACAUUAUAAAGAUGUUUACGGUUCAAAUGCCUUCAUUAAGCUGCUCCUUUUGCUCCAAUACUGCAGGAUGCAUUUACUGUAAGAAAGAUUUUGUGGCCUGUUUUGGGGACAAGCCUGGAAAUAUUUAUGCUAAGAAAAUUGAAGGCACAAAAGAGUACAAACAUGAGCAAAUUCUCAGGUUUUGGUAUUUUGAGUUGACCACAGAUGCCAAACGGUAAAUGUUUGGCUUUGCAAGCAGUAAAUUAUAUUUAUUGAUGUUGACGGAUAAGUGUCAGGGGAAAAUUGAAUUAAUGGUGUAGUUUUGAGACUAAUUGGACAGUUUGAACGGUGCCAAAAAGGUAUAAAUACUUGGCUGCUGACCACAGUAGGCGUAUUUCAGUGUGAGAAACAUUUUCUAUAUACUAUUUGUUUUACUUGAUCUGGGAUGGAUGGAUGUUGGUCUUGGUUUCACUAAAGAAAGGUUUUCUGUUCCCAAAAUCAUGUCAGAUUUCAGAAAUAUAUCAGCGAGUUAUUCUCAUGAAGCGGAUGGUCAGUACUUUAAGGGUUUGUGCUCGCUGCAUGUCUUCACAGACUUCGUAUAACAUCUUGUUCUGUAAUCACACUACAAUGCAGAAAUAUACAGCAAGAUCAUUUGCAUGGAAAAACAUGUACAUCUCUACUAAUCCACACAAUUAUUUUAAACAUAGCAAGAGCCCACGCCUGUGUGUUUGCAUACUGCAGCCAUAGUGUGUGCAGAUGUGUCAAUAUACAGUAUAACUCUGACAUAUAUAGUUUAACAGAUACUUUACUCUCGACGUGUGAAAUAACAUCACACCAUGGACAUUUAAUCUAUAGCGAAAUUGAUUUACUGCCAUUUUCCCACAAUGCACAGGACUCUGAGUGCUGAAACACACCUUGCAUGGGCCACAUACUUCAAGACACCCAAAGCCGAGAUGGGCAGCCAUGUCUAAAUCCACCUAAAGAAAAUCAAUGAAACAAGGAUAUUUGUGUGUGCGCUUCUCUCUCACACCUCUGUGGUUAUACUAAGCAGAAAAUCAAUGCAGAGCUUGUUUUGUAAUGCUCUCGAGAUGGUUUGUUUGUGUUUUUAUCUUUUUCUGUAUCUGUGCCCUGCAUGUGCAAGAGUAGAGGUCCUGCGUAAUGCAGUGUGGUCUGGCUAAUGGAAAGUUGCAGAUGUACAUCGAUUCCGUCUGCUGCGGUCAGAGGGGUGAAUGGCUCAUGUCAAUGAAGUGUCUGCUCACAGCUAGUCUGAUCUGUCUUCUUUGCCUAUUAACGCGACACACCUGUAAAUGGCUUGAACAGACAUCUCAUAAUUAAAUACUGAGCUAGAGAUUUUUGAGACAUGACAAGAUUGCUAGGAACUGUGUAACGGUGUUACAAGAUAGAUAUGUUCUAAAUGUAAAGUAUGUUAUGCAUACGUUUUUUGCACUUUUAUGUUCAAAUAUAAUGACAGAAACUGAAAUGCUGAUAUUUUUAACACAUUACUGCUCAGUUGCAGUUCAGCACGAGUACAGUUACCUGCACGAAGAAGACAUCAUUAAAUAAAAAGAAUAUACUUUAGAUCCCCAAAUCGCAAAAAGAAAUAUGCUCAUACAUACUGUUGUGUAAUACACUCAUGUCUUGCAGCCCGUGUCUAUGCCUUCCUAUGGAUUCUUAUUACAAAAAAUCUUUUUAGAGCAUAAAAUAAAAAGCCCUAUUUUUCUAUCCAUAUACUUGUCACGUUGUGUUGCUCACCUGUUGUUACCAAGUGUGAGAAUGCAACCUUACACGUUUGUGUAGACACAAUGUUUACCAACAGAGGAAAGAAUUUAAGCACUUUAAAUGACCUGUUUCAACCUCCAAUAUGAGAGAUUGUUGUCUUUUUUGACCAGGGCAGAUGCAGUUUUUUGUCAUUUUAUUGCGUUUAAAUUUCUUUUUAUUUCACUAUUUAUGUUUCGAUGCUCUGUCCUAGUGUGCUGUUCCAGUGAAGGUGUGUGUGACUUUAAUAAAGUUC